UGAAUGUGUCAAAUUACAAUAUUUCAGAAGCGCCGGCGAAUAGUUGAAAUGUAUCAAAUUUUAAAAUAAAUAUUCAUAAUUCAUUUCAUUGAUGUGUUAGCAAUGACAUGGGUUUGUGUCGACGCCGUAUUGUACGAUUUAUCUUUGGAAUUGGCGUGUUCUUUGUCGUUGUGCAGAUCCUAACAACGUUACACUUUUCGUCGACACAUAACAGCGAUCCGGGCGAUUUUUCACGCCAGAAGACGAGGCGAGAUGACGCUCGUACACAUCAACAUAGCCUUCUGUCAAACGAGCCGACUUCGGCUAAAACUACAGCCGUUUUCGAUCUCCGGAAAAGCAAGGCAACAGACUUUGUCCUUUACGUUUUGAGUAAAUACAAAGACUUUGACUGUUCGUUGAGACACAAAGAUGUCAAGUCAGCGUUAUCAAGAGCUAAAACUCCUGAAUGCCGGAAAAUCAUUCAGAAGACAGGAUGCUUACUAGAAAACCAUAAAUUAUAUUUUGACUAUAUAGAGAAAAGUUGUAAAAUUCCCAUCCGGGAUACUUCAUAUCCGCGAGGUGUCACAGAUAACGAGCCAUCAGGUGCUCCUGUUAGGGUAGUAUUUAUGUUGACGGUUCAUGGUAGAGCUUUACGACAAGUAAAAAGACUGUUGAAAUCGAUAUAUCAUGUGGACCACUAUUAUUACUUUCAUGUUGACUUGAGGUCAGAUUAUUUAUUCCGUGAAUUACAAGAAAUAGCAUCGAACUUUCCAAAUAUAGAUGUUGCUCCAUGGAGAAUGGCUACCAUAUGGGGAGGAAGUAGCUUAUUACAGAUGUUGUUGAGAGCUUUAGAUGAUUUGAUUAAGAGAGAUGAUUGGAAAUGGGAUUUCUUUAUCAACCUGAGUGCUUCUGAUUAUCCCAUAAAAUCAAACGAGCAUCUAACAAGAUUUCUUACCGCACAUAGAAAUGAUAAUUUUUUAAAAUCUCAUGGCAGAGAGCCAGAUAGGUUUAUACACAAGCAGGGUCUUGACAGGACGUUUGUGGAAUGUGAUGAACAUAUGUGGAGAAUAGGGGAUCGUGCCUUGCCCAGGAACAUUCAGGUUGAUGGAGGAAGCGAUUGGAUUGGUCUGAAUAGAAAAUUUGCUGAAUAUAUUAUAAAGUCAGACGACAGCCUAGUCCAAGGAUUGAAGAGAAUAUACGCGUUUGCGCUACUGCCAGCCGAGUCAUUUUUCCAUACUGUGCUACGGAAUGGUCCGCAGUGCGAGACAUUCGUGAAAACAAACUUACGUGUGACUAACUGGAAGCGCAAGUUAGGAUGUCGUUGCCAAUACAAGCACGUUGUUGACUGGUGUGGCUGUUCUCCCAAUGACUUUAAACCAGAGGACUUGCCAAGACUGCAGAAAUCCAAGUAUGACCUGUUCGCGCGCAAGUUCGAGGCGAUAGUCAACCAAAAAGUUAUUAAUCUUUUGGACGAAUACUUAUUCGGUAACUUUACCCCGGGUAUGCCGGCACUUAAUACCUACUGGGAGAACUUCUACCAUCACGAGGACGAUGAACGUCGACUUAGCGAUAGACUGAGGACGUACUUUGCGUCAUUUAGUCGCUUAGCAACGAAGCACGUCAGCUCCACGUACUGUAAGAAUCUUCCAGUCGGUCCAUUUAAGGAGGUGACAUAUUUGAAUGUAAACGACGAGUUUAGUGGAAUGUUAAUGUUGCAAGAUAUCGCUUUGAAAGGAGGGAAAAAUAUUGAAAUAGAAACGUGGUUGUCCAGAAUUGACCAGGAACAGAUGAUGAAUUUGAACAUGAGCGAUGGUCCUAACAGAUUAACUGGGCUACAGGUUGGAACAGGCUGGGAUGAGAAAGAACGCAUGUUCAGAAACUAUGGUCGGUUAAUGGGACCAUGGGAUGAUCCAGUCCUGGUGCAUUACUGGAAGAAAGGCGCGCCUUUCAAUGUCAAACUUAUGUGGAUUGAUCCUAUCAGUGUUGUCACCGGAGUUUACGAGAUGCAAGUGAAAGAAGACUGGAUCGUAUCCUUCCAUAAACCAACAUACAACAAACCACUUCGCCCUGGUACCUGGACUGUGAAAAUGGUUUAUCGUGGGGAAGGGGGAGUAGAUCUCGUUAUAGGCCAAACUAGUUUUCUAAUUAUACCAUUAGCCUACAAAGACGGCGUGCCUGUCGGGCCUGAUCAGGCAAUUGCUUCGAACGGCGGCCCGCCUGCAGGCAGGUACACUGCUCAGUAUACGAUAGAGUUUGACAGAGAAUCUACGAACAUUGACUCGCUUGCCAACGGCGCGACAAUGAAUGCAAAGAAAACUGGGAAAGAGUUAUACGAAUGGAUAGAUAUUCUCGUCAAGGAGAAUUGGGCUAUGGAGGACGCAUGCGCGGUUGGUAGUGAGGCUCAGGAAUGCGACGGGAUGGCGCAGUGCGAGAUGACGUCAUGGAGCUCCAGGUCACCUGAUCCGAAGUCCGAAAUUAACAAUAUUAGCGUGAAUGGUACACUAAGGUGAUGGUUUGCGCAUGACAGGAAAAUGGUCGUUAAAUAUGGCGACAAUCGCCUACCACUUGGGGUCACAUGGGUGCAUAGGAGGUAAUGGUGAUAAUUGUGGUCACACUUGGAUAUACCGGGUUACAGCUGUGUGCACAGAGAGAUACUGCCUUGGUUCCCUUAUAGUAUUUAAAUUGGGUAAAAUGCGUUGGAAUUGGUUUCUGCGAAAGGUUUCCGAACAUAUGCACAUCACAUAGCCCGAAUUUUGACCGAAAUUUGAGUAAUAUAUUUUCAAUUUUUCAAUAAAACUAUAUCGUUCAUAUAA
Molecule: messenger RNA, 2792 nt
Organism: Dendronephthya gigantea
Lineage: Eukaryota; Metazoa; Cnidaria; Anthozoa; Malacalcyonacea; Nephtheidae
Product: xylosyltransferase 2-like
Exons: 8
Coding region: 108-2489 (793 amino acids)
Biological process (GO): chondroitin sulfate proteoglycan biosynthetic process; heparan sulfate proteoglycan biosynthetic process
Cellular component (GO): membrane
Molecular function (GO): protein xylosyltransferase activity
Source: RefSeq, a predicted model, not a curated record